GAGCGGGGCCGGCGGCUGCCGUUGGCGGCGAUGGCGGCGGACGGGCGCAGCUGAGGGGGCGGAGGGCCGCGCCGGGUCUCGGCCCCGCCGGGCGCCAUGAGCCAGGGCGGCGGGACGGGCAGCGAGAGCGGAGAGCCUGAGGCCAAAGUGCUGCACACCAAACGGCUGUACCGAGCGGUGGUGGAGGCCGUGCAUCGCCUGGAUCUCAUCCUCGGCAAUAAGGCAGCGUACCAGGAGGUGUUCAAACCCGAGAACAUCAGCCUGAGGAACAAGCUGCGGGAGCUGUGUGUGAAGCUGAUGUUCUUGCAUCCCGUGGAUUAUGGCAGAAAAGCGGAAGAGCUGCUCUGGAGAAAGGUUUACUAUGAAGUUAUCCAACUCAUCAAGACGAAUAAGAAGCACAUCCACAGCCGCAGCGCUCUGGAGUGCGCCUACCGCACUCACCUGGUGGCCGGCAUUGGCUUCUACCAGCACCUGCUGCUCUACAUCCAGUCCCACUACCAGCUGGAGCUGCAGUGCUGCAUCGACUGGACGCACGUGACGGACCCGCUCAUGGGCUGCAAGAAACCCGUGUCUGCAUCGGAGAAGGAGAUGGAGUGGGCGCAGAUGGCGUGCCACCGAUGCCUGGUUUACCUUGGGGAUCUGGCGCGCUACCAGAACGAGCUGGCGGGUGUGGACACGGAGCUGCUGGCCGAGCGCUUCUACUACCAGGCGCUGUCUGUCGCGCCGCAGAUCGGCAUGCCCUUCAAUCAGCUGGGGACGCUGGCUGGGAGCAAAUACUACAACGUGGAGGCCACGUACUGCUACUUACGCUGCAUUCAGUCCGAAGUGUCCUUCGAAGGCGCCUCCGGGAACCUGAAGCGGCUGUACGACAAAGCGGCCAAAAUGUACCAGCAGCUGAAGAAGUGUGAGAGCAGGAAGCUGUCCCCCAGCAAGAAGCGCUGCAAAGACAUUAAGAGGCUGCUGGUGAGCUUCAUGUACCUGCAGAGCCUCCUGCAGCCCAAGAGCAGCUCUCUGGAUUCUGAGCUGACGUCGCUGUGCCAGUCGGUGCUGGAGGAUUUCAACCUGUGCUUGUUCUACCUGCCUUCCCCUCCCAACCUGAGCUCAGUGAGUGAGGAUGAGGAGGAGUACGAGAGCGGCUACUCCUUCCUUCCCGACCUGCUCAUCUUCCGCAUGGUGAUCAUCUGCUUCAUGAGCGUUCACAGCCUCAGGCGCGCAGGCUCCAAGCAGUACAGCGCAGCCAUCGCUUUCACGCUGGCCCUCUUCUCUCACCUCAUCAACCACGUCAACAUUCGGCUGCAGGCGGAGCUGGAGGAAGGGGAGAACCCCGUGCCGGCGUUCCGCAGCGAUGGCACAGAUGAGCCGGAGCCACGGGAGCCCCUCAGCUCCAUGGAGAAGGAAGGGGAGGCAGAGCUGCCCAAUCACCACCCCAGGGAGGAGGAACGGAAACACGACUGCAAGAAAAGCAAGAAAUACUCACGGCUUUCCUGCCUGCGCCGCCGCCGGCACCCGCAGAAGGCGGAUGAGAGCGACCUGAGCGAGGGCUUCGACUCUGACUCCAGCCAGGGCUCCACGAAGGGCAGCGACGGCUCCGAGAGCGGCUCGGAGAAGAGCGACGAGGAAGCGGAGGCCGCUUUCGAUGUGGAGACGGACUCUGACAUGAACAGCCAGGAGUCGCGGUCCGACUUGGAGGACAUGGAGGACGAGCCGGGCAAGGAGGGCGGCGAGCGAGGCCGGAGCGGGGCCGGGGAGGCCCUGAAAAACGGCGUGGACGGCGGCGGAUCCGGGGAGUGCAAGAAUAUGAGCAGCUCCAAAACGGAGAGCGCGGACCCAGCCGUGAACGGGCCCACGUCCCUGAGCGCCAGCGACGCCAGCAUCGCCAGCAACCUGCAGGCCAUGUCCACGCAGCUCUUCCAGACCAAGCGCUGCUUCCGCUUGGCCCCCACCUUCAGCAACAUCCUCCUGAAGCCCAGCGGUGAGCAGCCCGCCUCGAAGGCCGGCUUGGAGGGCAAGCCCUGCAUCAAUGGCGAUGUGGAGAAGCCCGGCUUGGCAGAGCAAGACAACGUGUCUGACUCUGAGGAGAGCGUGUUGAGCACCAAGUCGUGCAGGAACGAGCGGUCCCUGCAGGAGAAGCUGGAGAUCGUGAGCAACGAGGGGCUGCUGCUCACCGUCAAGGUGUUCCUGGACUGGCUGAGGACAAACACGGACUUCAUCAUCAUGUGUGCUCAGAGCUCCCAGAGCCUAUGGAACAGACUGUCUGUGCUCCUCAACCUGCUGCCUUCUGCUGCCGACCUGCAGGAUUCGGGGCUGGAGCUGUGCAAGGAGGUGAGGGAGGUGCUGAGCGGCGCGGAGCUGCCGGAGCUGCGUGCCAACCUGCUGCUCCCCGAGGACGUGGCCCUGCGAAAUCUGCCCCCCCUGAGGAACGCGCACAGGAGGCUGAACUUCGAGCAGGACCGCCCCAUCUUCUCGGCACUGGAGGAGUCCGUCGUUCGGAUCUGCUGCAUCCGGAGCUUCGGGCACUUCGUCACACGCCUGCAGGGCAGCAUCCUGCAGUUCAACCCGGAGCUGGGGAUCUUCAUCAGCAUAGCUCAGUCGGAGCGGGACAGCGUGGUGCAGCAGGCCCAGGCCCAGUUCCACAUGGCUGCAGAGGAGGCUCGUCGGAACCGGCUGAUGAGAGACAUGGCUCAGCUCCGCCUGCAGCUGGAGGUGUCCCAGCUGGAGGGCAGCCUGCAGCAGCCCAAGGCGCAGUCGGCCAUGUCUCCGUACCUCGUGCUGGACGCGCAGGCGCUCUGCCAGCACCUGGCCGUGGUCAAGCAGCUGGCUGGCAGCGGGCGCUUCAUCAUCAUCAUCCCGCGGGCAGUGAUCGACAGCUUGGACUUCCUCAAGAAGGAGAACGCCGGCGCCCGCGACAGCAUCCGCUACCUGGAGGCGGAGUUUAAAAAGGGAAACCGGUACAUUCGUUGCCAGAGAGAUGUUGGGAAGAGCUUUGAGAGGCACAAACUGAAGAGACAAGACUUGGAUGCGUGGAACCUCUAUAAGAUCCUGGACAGCUGCAAGCAGCUGACGUUGUCCCAGAGCAGCGGGGACGACGACACCACGGGAAUGGUCACCAUCAUCACGGGCUUCCAGCUGGAGGACCCCGGGGUGCUGUCGGCGCCCAUGCAGUCCGCCAUCCAAGCGGCCGCCGGCGCCAGCGUGGAGGUGAAGAACAUCCUGGAGUUCUACAAGCAGUGGAAAGAGAUGGGCUGAUGUUCAGCGGGGUGUCAGCGUUCAGCCCCGGAGAGCAGAGCGGAGCUGCCGGAGGGGGAUGGAGAGCAGCGCGGGAUCGGCCGCCGCUUCGGCUCCCAACAGAGGGAUGGAUGGGAGCAGCGGGCGCCCUGCAGAAGGAUCCACCGCCUCUUCUCUUUUUCCUUUUGGUUUUUUGGUUUCCUUUUUUUCCUUUUUUUUUUUUUUUUUCCUCUUUUCGUUGUGGCUGAAAUCCUCACCGUGAGGUUUGC
Molecule: messenger RNA, 3494 nt
Organism: Gallus gallus (chicken)
Lineage: Eukaryota; Metazoa; Chordata; Aves; Galliformes; Phasianidae
Gene: SMG5
Product: SMG5, nonsense mediated mRNA decay factor
Biological process (GO): nuclear-transcribed mRNA catabolic process, nonsense-mediated decay
Cellular component (GO): telomerase holoenzyme complex
Molecular function (GO): protein binding; telomeric repeat DNA binding; telomerase RNA binding
Source: RefSeq, a predicted model, not a curated record